GCCUUCCCACCCUUGGCCAGGCCAUUCAUUCCCUCUGCUUGCACACAGAGGCAACCAUGGGGAUCUUCUGGGCGAAUCGGUUCCCGCUCGUACUGGUGGUGUCCUGGUGGUUUGGGGGCCUGGAGGCUCCUGCAGAGGCACAGAAUGUUAUCUGCUAUGCGGCAUUUAACGUGAGGGCAGGUACCUGCAGUGACCUGCUGGGAGAAGGAGUAACCGCAGACGAAUGCUGUCUAAAUCACCAAUAUGGCUUCCGGGAGAACGAGAAUGGGCCUUGCCGGUCCUGCCGUGCAGCUGCGUGGAGUGAAUGGUCCUCAUGGACUGCUUGCUCCGUUUCUUGCACAGAAGGGGUCCAGCGGAGUAGCCGAACAUGCCAUGGACGUGGCGUGGGCACUUGUCAGGAGGCCUCACGCGAGUGGCAAAUGCAAUCCUGUACUGUGAAGGACUGUUGUCCCGUGAUGGGCGGCUGGUCUGGAUGGGGCGCCUGGUCUGCUUGCUCAGUGACCUGCCUCAAAGGAGUCCAGACAAGGAAGCGAAGCUGCAGCAAUCCGGCACCGGUCUGUGGAGGAACCUGUCCCGGAGACGGCACGGAAACACAGCCUUGUGACACACGGCGGGUUUGCCCCACCCAUGGAAACUGGGGAAGUUGGGGGAACUGGGGGGCCUGCUCUGGCACUUGCACACCUGAAGGGGCCGGCCCAAAGCCCACCCAGCAACGCCAACGCCAGUGCAAUAACCCCCAGCCUUCCGUGUCCCCACGUGGCAACCCCUGCCCAGGAGGGGAACGAGAUCAUCGAGACUGCGCGGGACUCCCCUUCUGUCCAAGGGACGGCAACUGGGGCAGCUGGAAGCCUGCCGGUCCCUGUGCGGUGACCUGUGGGGUCGGCCGGGUGCAGGAGAAGCGUCUGUGCAACAACCCUGAACCACGAUACGGAGGGAAGAACUGCCUGGGACCAGACACUCGCAGUCACACCUGCAGCACCCGAGUGCCCUGCCCAGUGGAUGGGCAGUGGUCUGAGUGGGGCUUGUGGACGCCCUGUACCCGGCUUGCCUCAACACUCAAGGUCUCUUGCGAAGAGAUCACUGCACUUCAGUGGAGGAACAGGAAAUGCGUUGGACAGGCGCACGGUGGCAAUUUCUGUCCAGGAUCUCGUCAAGAAGGACGAAGCUGCUACAAUAUCCACCAUUGCUCUCUGCCAGGAUCCUGGACAGACUGGAGUCCUUGGGGCCUCUGUGAGCCGCCGUGUGGGCAAAACCCUGUGAAAUCUCGUGAGAGGGUGUGCAAACCCAAAUAUCCCGAUUUCCCAUUGGUAGUUGAAGGAGAGAAUCGGAAGCUGCAAAAUGUCAGCUUUUGGGGGACCCCAGUACCCAUUUGUGAACGCCUGAACAAUCAGCCCUUGAAGGUGGUGGAAUCAACACCGUGUCAAAAUGUGGUGCCUUGUGAAGACUGAUCUUGCAGAAGCAAACGCUCUCAAUGUCAGCACUGGAUGCUACGGCGGAGUGGGGUGGGAAGCCAUGCUGACUUCUGCUUCCUGUAACUUUGCAACCUUCCCGUCACUGGCUUCCUCCCUUUGAAAUGACCCUGGGAACCAGAGAAUAAUCAGCAGAAUACAUUGUAUUGUUUGUUUUGUAUCUACACACUAUAAUGGGGAUAUUAAUUAACAGAAGAGUUCCCCCCGAUGUUUAUUUUCCGCACCACCUACGUUUUUAAAGAUAUAAUUCAUUUGUGUGAUUGUUGGUUUUGUAUGAUAGUUAAUUUUGCAAUUAAA
This is a messenger RNA of Elgaria multicarinata webbii, 1766 nucleotides long. It is a transcript of the gene CFP, whose product is annotated as complement factor properdin. The record is from RefSeq and is a predicted model, not a curated record. Lineage: Eukaryota; Metazoa; Chordata; Lepidosauria; Squamata; Anguidae. The transcript has 10 exons. Bases 57 to 1448 code for a protein of 463 amino acids.